Messenger RNA from Silurus meridionalis, 1601 nucleotides. It is a transcript of the gene pdgfrl, whose product is annotated as platelet-derived growth factor receptor-like. Lineage: Eukaryota; Metazoa; Chordata; Actinopteri; Siluriformes; Siluridae. The transcript is spliced from 6 exons. The record is from RefSeq and is a predicted model, not a curated record. The coding region runs from base 182 to 1291 and encodes 369 amino acids.
CACCAGCGGAUGGGCAGUUUAGAAUUUAGAGUCAGUAGAGUAGUUUAAAAUUAUUACCCUCUUUUUGUGGAAGAUCAAGCCCACAGUGCUUUAGAGACAGUCAAUGUUUGCAGAGCUUUAAAUCUGCUUUCUGCCAUUCCUAAAAACUGUACAGACCCCUGGACACCUGAAAGUGUUCACUAUGAAUUUCUGGGUACUUCUUUUAUUAUCAGUAUUUCUGCUGGAGGUCCAAAAUGGUGUAAGUCAAGAGACCAAGAAUAAGAAAGAUGCCAAUUUUAGACCAGGGCGAAAGAAGGGCAAGGGUCGUUACCCCAAAGUAAAAGACAAAGAAGUAGGAGGUAAACUUCAGUCCAUUCUCACCCAGGUUCUGGAAAAAGGCCGCUUUCUUCGUCUAAGUGACCAUACAAUCUUGAAUUCUGGAAAAACACUGGAACUAAGAUGCAAAGGCAGCAAGAUUGGCUGGGCAUACCCAUCUUAUUUGGACACUUUUAAUGACACCCGUUUCAGCAUUGAACAGAAUGAUAAGUUUAGUCAGUUGACCCUGAAGUCACCUUCUCCUGCUGAUACGGGAGAAUACAGCUGCUGGGUGAUACUCUGUGAUGGUGAUGAGUGUGAAAAGGACACAGAUCGCACUUCCACCUCUUAUAUAUACUUUACAGACAAAGAUGAGCUUUUUGUCCCAUCACCCAUCCACUUUGAAAUUGUGUUUAUGCGGCCUGAUAUACCUGCAACGGUGCCCUGCCGAGUCACAUCCCCUAAGACCACUGUGUCCCUACACCGAGAAAUGCCUCCAGAGGAGAUACAGGCUGAUGGGAAACUUAUCUCCUACAACCCUACCAAAGGUUUUAUUCUGCAGAGCCCCAGCCUUGAGUACACAGGGGCUUUUUACUGCAAGGCUAAGAGCACUACAAAGACCACACCACAGGUCUCCAAUAAGUACCAGCUGCUUUAUCUUGAAGUACCCAGUGGUCCCCCAUAUGCAACUAUUCAAGCCUCCUCAAUUCUAGUGACUGGAGGGGACCUUUUUAACAUUACCUGCACUGUUUUGGGUGAGCCCGAAAUUGAUGUUAAAUUCAUCUGGACCUAUCCAGGACAGGACCAGAGGCCUGUGAUUAUUCAGGACUCCCGGAGGCUGAUAAACAGGGGUGUGGGCCAAAUUGUGCGCAUUUCCCAAAGUGUCAUGAUCGUGGAUGAUGUGGAGACUAUCGAUUUUGGGACAUACAUAUGCACAGCUAAAAAUCCCCAUGGAGAAACCUCAGUGGCCACACAAGUGAACUUAUUAAGCCAUUAGAGGAAAAAAAAUGACUCUCUUUAUACAUCAGGUAUCUUGCUCCUUGCUUUUGUUGAUGCCUUUGUCAAGAGAAAAAAAAAAGACUUUUCAUGGCAAAGGGUAAAAAAUGCAAGAUAAUAUAAAAUGCAAAUAACAUUCUCACUGUUCAUAAUACCCACAAAUGCUUCCUAUAGUGAAAAUAGCACAACCAAUGGUUUAUCAAAGAGUUUAACUAUGAACUAUGCUUUUUAAAAUGCUACAAUUAUCUGUAUCUCAAUAUUAACAUGGUCUUGCAUUGCUGUAAGUGAAAAUAAAAUAAGCUGAUGGUGGA